UAUUAUUAUUAUUAUUAAGUGGGUUUCUAUGCGACCCAUUCUGAUCUAUUGUACUACCCCUUCAUGGCUCAAAAAUCUCCCUGAACUCCAAUGCACUGUAUAAAUGCCAGAAUUUUGUGGGACUACAUACAUGCCCAGGAGUCUGUUCCUCCUGAUGGAAAGCGCCAUGCAGUCGCAUAUGUGCAGAGCUCUCCUCCUCCAAGCGACAGAGUUCACUGUCUGCAAUGCCAAUCUUAUGCAAAUGACUGCGAAGUCGGCAGUGCCUCGUAAAAAGGCCAGUUAAAAUGCGCACGGUGUUUUCAUUAAGGUCUUUUAUGGUUGUUUUCACGUGGGUCUGAAUAUACUUUAAAGAACAUUGUUGAAAUUGAUGAAUUUACAGUUUCCGUGACUAAUCCAUCAGCUCGCCGAUCUCAACAAAAAAAAUUCAUAUUUGAUAGUGUUUAUAAUAUGAAAACUAAUACGGAAGUGAUUUACGACGAGAUGUGUUAUUCGUUAGUAGAGAGUACAAUCGAAGGAUAUAAUGGAACCAUUUUUGCUUACGGUCAAACAGGUUGUGGAAAAACACACACAAUGCAGGGCGACAAAAAUUUAAGCAACAGUGGAAUAAUUCCCAAAUGUUUUGAUCACAUAUUUGAAACGAUAUCAAUGACAACAAAUGUCAGAUAUUUGGCAUUAGUAACGUAUAUGGAAAUUUACAAUGAACGCAUUCGAGAUUUACUUAAUAAAAAUGAAAAUACGAGUGUGAUAAAUCAUUCCCUUAAGGAACUGCCAGGUAUUGGUGUUUCCGUUCCAACGCUUACCACGCAACCUGUUGUUAAUGCAAACCAAUGUUACGAUUGGCUACAUUUUGGAAAUAAAAAUCGAGUAACUGCAGCUACAUUAAUGAAUAAGAAUAGCUCACGAUCCCACACUAUAUUUACCAUCACUUUGGAACAAUCUCCAUUUUUUAAUAGUAUUGGAUUGGAGGAUGCCUUUGGAGGAAUACGUAGAGGAAAACUAAGCUUAGUAGACCUAGCAGGCUCUGAGAGGCAGCGAAGGACUGGUGCUAAAGGAGACCGACUUAAGGAAGCGUCCCAAAUAAACUUAUCACUUUCUGCAUUAGGCAACGUUAUUUCAUCUUUGGUUGAUGGUAAAGCAAAGCAUGUACCCUUUAGGGACUCAAAACUUACACGCCUGCUCCAGGAUUCCUUAGGAGGAAAUACAAAAACCCUUAUGAUAUCAUGUAUAUCACCAACAGACAUAAAUUAUGAUGAAACCAUAUCUACACUUCGAUAUGCAAGUAGAGCAAAGAAUAUUUCAAAUAAACCUAAAAUUAAUGAAGAUCCAAAGGAUGCAACACUUCGACUGUACCAAAAUGAAAUUCUAUAUUUGAAAAGAAUGCUUCAAGAGAGUCAACAAAUCUCUUAUAGAAAUAAUGAUACAAAUAAAAUAAUAGAAUCACCACUAAAAAUUAUACAACUUACAAAUAUGAAUUCUACAAAAAAUGUUCAAAUAAUAGAAUCAGGUCAAAAUUGUAACGCAUCCUUUAAAACAAAUAACUCUAUAUCAACAAACCCAAAUUUCCCUUUAAUUCAAUCGGAAGGAGAAAUACAACUCCAAGCGCAAAGUCGAAUCGAUCUAAUAAAGCGCACUUUAAUUGGUGGUGAACGUAUCCAUGAUUUUAAGCUUAAAAAAAAAGCACAUGGCUCGAAAAUAUGCAGCCCAACGUCACUUAAGUGCAAUAGCUAAUGCCUUAAGUAGAGUGAAAUGUGAAGAUCGCAACCUUUUGCAGGGCCAUUAUGCCAGUAUUACACAAGAAAUCGAUAUAAAAAAUGAAUAUAUUAGAAAGUGCAAAGAGAAAAUUAAAAUGCUUGAAAUAGAAGUUUCCGAUUUAAAUUCAGAAUUUCAGCUUGAUAGAGAGGAUUAUUUGGAGGAAAUUCGCAACCUUGGACGGCAAGUAAAGUUCCAUCAACAACUUUUUUGUAAAGGUUCUUCAAAUCCCAAAAAAUUUGACCGGAAUUGGUAAGACCUUACAUUGGAUUAAACAACUAGCUUCUAAUAACGGAAGAGAGAUAUUAAAGAGAGUUAAAGAGUAUUAAAAAAAAAAAAAAAAAAAAA
This is a messenger RNA of Drosophila simulans, 2097 nucleotides long. RefSeq names its product osmotic avoidance abnormal protein 3 (gene Kif3C). The record is from RefSeq and is a predicted model, not a curated record. The transcript is spliced from 4 exons. NCBI's taxonomy places the organism in Eukaryota, Metazoa, Arthropoda, Insecta, Diptera, Drosophilidae. Gene Ontology annotation, molecular function: microtubule motor activity; microtubule binding; ATP binding. Gene Ontology annotation, biological process: microtubule-based movement. Bases 448 to 1728 code for a protein of 426 amino acids.